Racocetra persica is the source of this 339-nucleotide messenger RNA. Lineage: Eukaryota; Fungi; Glomeromycota; Glomeromycetes; Diversisporales; Gigasporaceae. The record is from the annotation of a GenBank genome assembly.
AUGACACAAAACAUAACAAAUGAAGACAUUAAAUAUGUACCUUAUACUUCAGAAUUACAACUUCCAGGAAUCAUGUCUUUGAUUGAGAAUGAUUUGUCAGAACCAUAUUCAAUAUACACAUAUCGAUACUUUAUCAAUAAUUGGCCGAAUUUAUGCUUUAUGACCAUGGCAGAAGAUCAAUGCAUUGGAGUAAUAAUAUGCAAACUCGACAAACAUCGUGAUGCAUUGCGCGGUUAUAUUGCAAUGUUAGCAGUUAAAAAAGAAUAUCGAAAAAGAAAGAUAGGAACCUCAUUGGUAAAAAUGGCCAUAGAUGCUAUGAAAAAGCAGGAUGCUGAUGAA